This is a messenger RNA of Engraulis encrasicolus (European anchovy), 3202 nucleotides long. It is a transcript of the gene tia1, whose product is annotated as TIA1 cytotoxic granule-associated RNA binding protein. The coding region runs from base 194 to 1372 and encodes 392 amino acids. The record is from RefSeq and is a predicted model, not a curated record. Gene Ontology annotation, molecular function: mRNA binding. Gene Ontology annotation, cellular component: nucleus. Lineage: Eukaryota; Metazoa; Chordata; Actinopteri; Clupeiformes; Engraulidae. The transcript has 12 exons.
UUAUGUUGCCUUUCUAUUGUUCAUAAUUGGAGUUAACAGAGGCGGCAUAGCGUUAUUGUGCGCGUUUUAUGAAUUUGAAGAAGAAUAAGAGAAGGUUUUAUGAAGACAAGAACUGGUCCAUAACCAGCGACUGUCAUAGAAACGGACACGUGGGAUUUCACUCAGGGUUCGAUCUUUCAUUCGAUCGGAAAAUAUGAUGGACGACGAACAACCCAAGACUUUGUAUGUCGGAAACCUGUCCCGCGAUGUGACCGAGGCGCUAAUCAUGCAGCUCUUCGGUCAGAUAGGACCAUGCAAGAGCUGCAAAAUGAUUGUAGAUACGUCAGGUAAUGACCCGUACUGCUUUGUGGAAUUCUACGAGCAUAGGCACGCGGCCGCCUCUCUGGCCGCCAUGAAUGGACGUAAAAUAAUGGGUAAGGAGGUGAAAGUCAACUGGGCCACCACACCUAGCAGCCAGAAGAAAGACACAAGCAACCACUUCCACGUCUUUGUGGGAGACCUCAGCCCAGAAAUCACCACCGACGACAUCAAAGCCGCCUUUGCACCCUUUGGGAGGAUAUCUGAUGCGCGCGUGGUGAAGGACAUGGCCACAGGGAAGUCCAAGGGCUACGGCUUUGUGUCCUUCUUCAACAAAUGGGAUGCAGAGAAUGCCAUUCAGCAGAUGGGAGGCCAGUGGCUGGGUGGACGACAGAUCAGAACCAACUGGGCCACGAGAAAGCCGCCAGCACCCAAAGCCACCUACGAGACGAAUACCAAACACUUGUCAUUUGAGGAGGUGGUGAACCAGUCGAGUCCCAGUAACUGCACAGUCUACUGUGGUGGUGUUACCACUGGCCUGACAGAACAAUUAAUGAGACAGACAUUCUCACCUUUUGGCCAAAUAAUGGAAAUCCGUGUCUUUCCAGACAAAGGCUACUCUUUUGUGAGGUUUAAUUCACACGAGGGUGCCGCCCACGCCAUCGUCUCCGUCAACGGCACCUCCAUAGAGGGCCAUGUAGUCAAGUGCUAUUGGGGAAAAGAGACAACGGAGAUGGUUAGCCCCAUGCAGCCGGUACAGAUUCCCCAGCAGAGCAAGCUAGGCUUCGCUGCCCAGCCCUACGGAGGUCAGUGGGGGGGCCAGUGGUACGGCAACACCCAGCAGAUCGGCCAGUACGUGCCCAACGGCUGGCAGGUACCGGCGGCCGCCGCCUAUGGCAUCUACGGCCAGGCCUGGAACCAGCAGGGCUUCAAUCAUUUACAGGCGGCGGGUGCUGGCUGGACGGGCGUGGGAGCCAUCAGCAACGGGGGCAUGGUAGAGCCUGCCCAGGGGGUGAACGGAACCAUGCUGGCCAACCAGUCCGGCAUGGGCACGGCCGGCUACCACACACACUGAUUUGGACUGACGCAAACUUGAGUGAUCUGGGGGCUGGGGGAGGUGGGGUAUAAAUAACGGGAGGGGGAAGACGACGAAUGGAGAGCUGGUGUCUACAUCUUCUUCAGACAAGACACCUGUACUGUGGCCUGGGAGAAAAAGGGUUAGGGUGGGAGCCUCUGCCAUGUGGGGAGGGGGUGAUCAAUAUGAGGACCUUUGCCCCCCCACCCCCCACCCCUUCCACCCUUGGGGCUGGCUGUCCAGUCAUCCAGGCGUCCAUGUUUUGGGGGAGCUGCGUGGUGCCAUUUGACUGUUUCCCCCCCACAACACCUUCCACCUGUAAUAUUGUUUCCAUGUCAAUGAGGGCGGACGAUUCAAAUCAAGGUUCCCCCAUUUUUUUGGCAGUGGCUGGGCUGGGCUGGGGAGGGGUGGUGGGGGGGGUCCCAAAGUUGUCCAGCCAUGCGGGAUUUAAACAUACACUCACUACACGCACACACAUGCGAACAUGCACACACACACACUUUUUGAAUUCACACGUAUUACCCAGACACAUGUAUGUAUACUGAUGGGCACACACAUACACUUGCAGUCUUCGGCCUGGAGUCCGACUGACUAAAUCAGAAUGGACUAUGCCAUUUUUAAUUCAAACAAACAUGCUUAAAAAAAAUGAGAAAAAAAACAGUAAAGACGCAUUACACAGCCGCAAUUUUUUCUUUUUCCAUUUCGCUUUUUGUGUUUCGAGCAUUUUCACGACUGCUGACCUGACCUGGUGUGAAUGGAGCUUUUUGCCUCUUCUUUUUUUCUGUCAUUCACUUUGGGACUCUCGUUUUUACCGGCCGUUCUCAUGAAAGGGCGCUGAAGUCACAGAAUCAUGUGAAUCAAUGAGCCUAUUGGUUUUUUUAUGUUUGUAAAAAACUGAAUAAAAUGGAUGUCAACUGUUGUAUUUUUUAAAUUAGAUAUUCAAUUUCUCAACAAAAACAAAUUGCAGGGAUUACUGCCAUUCUUCUUUCUUUGACGGCAGACAAAUGUUGCACAAUAACUUACUCUUGGUUACCUUUUCACUGAGAAAGAAAAUGUUACACAAAUUCUAGGUAUUUUUAAAUUGUUUUUUUGCAUUCCACUUUUUUUUUCUUUCGACAUUUUUUUCCAGUCAUGGAGGGCUUAUAAAUAUACUGUUUUUGUAUGUAAAUAACCAAACCAACGUUUGUUCAAUUGUUCUGAUGCUGUAUAAAGAAAACUCAGAUGUUAAAUAUGGAAGCAGCUUUUGUUUUUUUGUUUUUAUUUGGUGGGGUCGGGGUCAUGGAUCUUGGAGGUUUGAUUUGUGUAAAUGAAUGCCUGGCGGUAGUGCCACUGUUGAAUGUGGUCUUUGCUGACAUAGAAACAGUGCAACAUGUGAAUCUUCCAGGAGGUUUUUUAGCCUUUUUUGUUUAGUUUGUUUUUUGUUUUCCAGGGGAUUGGGAGGGGUUUUCGUGACAGCAUUGCCAUGCAGUGCAAAAAGACUCAAACUGAAAAAUGUAGAAUUACAAUAAUUCUGUGUAUAAGUCAACGAAACGUUUUGUGUGUUUGUUUUUUAAAAAUGUAGUUAUCUGUAUGAGGAGGAGGAAGGCCUGGACGGAUCGAUGUUUUGCACUGUUUCCCCCUCCAGGUGUCAUUUUAAAACUAGACUUGGAUGAGACCCAUCGUGUUGCCUUAUUUUGAGUUGAUUCCAUUUUAACCAACCGAGUAUCAUGAGAAUAGGCAGUGCCUAAGGAUAUUUUCAGACCUUAUGAUUUUUUUUUUUUUGGAAUAAUGUUGAUGCUACUAUCAUGUGUUCUUGCUUUGUCCCAUUAAAUGCUGAUGCGUACCAACACA